AUGGAAGAAGUGUCAAGUAGUUCUCAGAGUGUGGAGUUACUAGAGCAUAAUGAAGGUAACAUUGAGAAUGAAUCGGAGAAAACAAGCAAUGUAAAAGAGAAAGUAGAGGAUCCUAAGGUUGGCAUGUUGUUUGAUUCCAUCGAUGAGCUUGUGGAAUUUUACAAAUUGUAUGGGAAGGAAAAGGGUUUUGGCGUGUCUAUAAGAACCUCUAAAAAAGGAACCGAUGGGAAGGUGAGGCAUGUGACCGUUGCUUGUUGUCAUACUGGAAAGCAAAGGAUCAGAUCAAGCAACCCCUUUAAAUUGAAAACACAAUCAAAAACAGAUUGCAAAGCUAAGCUUAGUGUAGUUCUAUGCCCCAAUGAAAAGUGGAUGCUGAACUCCAUGAUACUUGAUCAUAACCAUGAAUUGAGUCCAGGAAAAUCCCAGUUUUACAAAUGCCACAAGGUUCCUCAAUCAUCUAGGAAAAUGAGGCUUGAAUUGAGUGAUAAAAUCGGUAUAUUGAACAAUAGUUUCAAUUCAUUUGGGGUUGAUGCAGGAGAACAUCAGAAUUCGCCUUUUUUAGAGAAUGAGUGCAUACAUCUUGUUGAUAGAGUCAAAUGUUUACAGCUGCGGGAAGGAGAUGCUACUACAAUGAACAAUUACUUUUUAAAGAUGCAAGUUAAUAAUUCAAACUUCUUUUACAUGAUGGAUUUGGAUGAAGAGGGUCGACUAAGGAAUGUGUUGUGGGUAGAUGCAAGGAGUAGGACGGCAUUUAAAGAGUUUAGUGAUGUAGUUACAUUUGAUACAACAUACUCGGUUAACAAGUAUGACAUGCCAUUGGCUCUUUUUGUGGGGAUGAACCAUCAUGGGCAAUUGACUUUGCUAGGUUGUGCACUGAUAUCAAGCGAAGACACCGAGACAUUUACAUGGCUAUUUCAGUCUUGGCUUACUUGCAUGUCUGAAUGCCCUCCUAGUGCAAUAAUUACAGAUCAAGACCAAGCCAUGAAAAAGGAUAUAGAGAUUGUUUUUCCUAAUGCACGACACCGGUGGUGCCUGUGGCAUAUCAUGAAAAAGAUACCAGAAAAAUUGAAAGGAUGCGGACAAUAUGAAUCAGUCAAGUUUUGUAUGCAAAAUGUUGUUUAUGAUUCCUUAACGAAAGAAGAAUUUGAAGAAAGUUGGGAUAGGUUCAUUGAGAAGUAUAAAAUUGAAAGAAAUGAAUGGUUGCUUGGGUUGUAUGAUGAGAGGCAUCGUUGGGUGACUUUGUGA
Camellia sinensis is the source of this 1245-nucleotide messenger RNA. The record is from RefSeq and is a predicted model, not a curated record. Lineage: Eukaryota; Viridiplantae; Streptophyta; Magnoliopsida; Ericales; Theaceae.